Molecule: messenger RNA, 4757 nt
Organism: Oncorhynchus kisutch (coho salmon)
Lineage: Eukaryota; Metazoa; Chordata; Actinopteri; Salmoniformes; Salmonidae
Product: wiskott-Aldrich syndrome protein family member 3
Exons: 9
Coding region: 319-1848 (509 amino acids)
Biological process (GO): actin cytoskeleton organization; positive regulation of Arp2/3 complex-mediated actin nucleation
Cellular component (GO): SCAR complex; cytoskeleton
Molecular function (GO): Arp2/3 complex binding; actin binding; protein kinase A regulatory subunit binding
Source: RefSeq, a predicted model, not a curated record
UGUACGCAUGCGUCGUGGUUUCGCUGCUGCAGAGCGUUCGCGUUCCACGGUCGCGGAGGAAAGCCGACGCUGCCAAGGAAACACACAUGCAGACAUAAGAGAAUCCAGAUUUCAGCUUCGUCGUCCAUUCCCUUGACUUCGAUAAUUCACCGGUAGUGAUGGUAGCGCGCAGUAACGCAUUUGACCUAUAGAUCUAUUCCACGCGCGAUGUCUAAAUAGCUGCCAAAUAAUACAGGCAACGAGAGGAGGUAAAAUAAAUCAAAUAAAAAGUAAAGGGAAAGACAAACCAGCGGUGAGUGUGUGUAGGGCGCAGCCGCCAUGCCGCUGGUGAAGAGAUGCAUCGAGCCCAGGCACCUGUGCCGUGGAGCCGUACCGGAUGGGGUCACCAGCGAGCUGGAGUGUGUCACUAACAGCACCCUGGCAGCCAUCAUCAAACAGUUGGGGGGCCUGAGUCGACAUGCAGAGGACAUCUUCGGGGAGCUGUUCAACGAGGCCAACAGCUUCUACAUGAGAAUGAACAGCCUCCAGGAGAGAGUGGACCUGCUGGCUGUCAAAGUCACCCAGCUGGACUCCACUGUGGAGGAGGUUUCGCUGCAGGACAUCAACAUGAGGAAGGCUUUCAAGAGCUCCACCAUCCAGGACCAGCAGGUGGUGUCCAGGAACUCCAUCCUCAACCCUGUCAUGGAGAUGUACCAUCGCUGUGACAAACCUCCACCCCUCAACAUCCUCAGCCCCUACAGGGAUGACAAAAAGGAUGGUCUGAAGUUCUACACAGACCCAUCCUACUUCUUUAACCUGUGGAAGGAGAAGAUGAUCCAAGCAACAGAAAACAAGCGGAAGGAGAAGAGGAAGCAGAAGGCGGGUGACAAGGAGCAGAAACAGGUGGAGGACCCCAGCCGGGAGGUGAAGAAGGUGAGGAAGGCCCGGAACCGCCGUCAGGAGUGGAACAUGAUGGCCUACGACAAGGAGUUCCGUCCAGACACCCGCCUCACACCUUCACCCUACCAUGGCAUGUCCUCUGAGGGAUCCCUCUCUCCAGACAGGUCUGGUAUGUCUGAUGAACAGUCCUACCCUGCCAGCCCUAACCACCCACCCCAGGAGGGAGUUGUGCUGGGUCCUGAUGGGAAAGAGCACCUAACAGGCCCCAACCAGACCCAGUCCCUGGACCGGGCCUACCGCCCCCCUGCUGCUGCUACCACUGCAGCUCAAGGCCGCCAGCAUUCCCUGGGCCGCAUGCAGCCCCACCACGGACCCACACCUGCAGACCCAUCCCUGAACGGACCCCGGCCCGCAGCUUCCAAAGAGGCCAGCGGUCACCAGAUGCCAGAGCACUUUAUCCCUCCGGCCCCGCCCCCACCUCCUCCCCUCAUCCCCUCAGCCCAGACGGCCUUUGACAGCAAAUCAGGGCCUCCCACCCUGGCCCCUGGCACAGUGGCCACCCUGUCCCGCCCCUACAGCCCCUCACCCCCUCCGCCCCCACCCGCUGGCUAUGUCCCCUCUCCAUCUCACCCUGUCACUGGAGGACCUCCUGUUGCCCCUCCUCCACCCCCACCUGGUGGCCCCCCAACAUUCGCUCCCUCUCCAGCCCAUGCCAUACACCCCUCUGUGGGAACACUGCCAAGGAAGGGCAAGGUGCUAGGCAUCCCGAUAAGUGACGCACGCAGCGACCUGCUGUCAGCCAUCCGCAGAGGCAUCCAGCUGAGGAAGGUGCAGGAGCAGCGUGAGCAGGAAGCCAAGAAGGAGCCAGUGGGGAACGACGUGGCCACCAUCCUGUCCCGACGCAUCGCAGUGGAGUACAGCGAAUCAGAUGAGGACUCGGAGCCUGAGGAGAACGAGUGGUCAGACUGAGACGGAGCAGAGGGCUUAGGCUUACUUUACUUACCGACAGAGUGCUGCUAUUCCAAUAACAGGAAACACACACACACCACACACACACACACACACACACAGUCAUCGCACACUACGUCUUGAUAGACCUCUUGUUAGAGGAAGUAGAUGAGAAAGUAGAUGAGGAGACGCUUACACAGUAUGACAGUAUCCAUUAUCUAGUCAGAUAUGGGCUUGGAGGAAACCACAGUGGAUCUGGCGCUGGGGCCCCCGCGAGCUGGGGGGGUCUGUUGAAAGCAGCCACAGCAAGCUUAUACUUAUAUAUAUAAUAUGAUAUAGUAUAAUAUAUUACUUAUGGUCCAGUAUAAAAGUGUUUCUUUCAUGAGUCCUGAUAUUGUAGUUUGAAUAUUAUUUGUGGUUUCAGUUGCAUUUAGAUUUUCAAUGCAUCUCCUCCACCUGUAACUGAGCCACACCAACACCACAGAUGUUGUUUUCUAGGUGAAGAUGCUAUGGCAUUCUUUCAACUCAUCUAACUUGAUGCACUUAAAUAUUUGUUCAUUGAAAAGUAUUAUUUAGAGUCAUCUUCUAUUCUGGCUGUGCUGUUUGUGAUAACUGUGCAUAUGAAGAUGAUGUCACAUCAAGUGUUAAAUCGGGUGGGUGGAUACUUUUGGACAUAUGAUGCUGUAGCCGUAACCGUAUUGUCAACACAGCUUUUUGUUAUCUGAGGGAUGUUCCUUUCAUUUUGGCACUUUGUUCAAUUGUUUACAGUGUUGUGGUUGAGUAUUGAUACCCUAACUGGCAGUGUUUAACAUCAGUUGUUUACAGUGUUGUGGUUGAGUAUUGAUACCCUAACUGGCAGUGUUUAACAUCAGUUGUUUACAGUGUUGUGGUUGAGUAUUGAUACCCUAACUGGCAGUGUUUAACAUCAGUUGUUUACAGUGUUGUGGUUGAGUAUUGAUACCCUAACUGGCAGUGUUUAACAUCAGUUGUUUACAGUGUUGUGGUUGAGUAUUGAUACCCUAACUGGCAGUGUUUAACAUCAGUUGUUUACAGUGUUGUGGUUGAGUAUUGAUACCCUAACUGGCAGUGUUUAACAUCAGUUGUUUACAGUGUUGUGGUUGAGUAUUGAUACCCUAACUGGCAGUGUUUAACAUCAGUUGUUUACAGUGUUGUGGUUGAGUAUUGAUACCCUAACUGGCAGUGUUUAACAUCAGUUGUUUACAGUGUUGUGGUUGAGUAUUGAUACCCUAACUGGCAGUGUUUAACAUCAGUUGUUUACAGUGUUGUGGUUGAGUAUUGAUACCCUAACUGGCAGUGUUUAACAUCAGUUGUUUACAGUGUUGUGGUUGAGUAUUGAUACCCUAACUGGCAGUGUUUAACAUCAGUUGUUUACAGUGUUGUGGUUGAGUAUUGAUACCCUAACUGGCAGUGUUUAACAUCAGUUGUUUACAGUGUUGUGGUUGAGUAUUGAUACCCUAACUGGCAGUGUUUAACAUCAGUUGUUUACAGUGUUGUGGUUGAGUAUUGAUACCCUAACUGGCAGUGUUUAACAUCAGUUGUUUACAGUGUUGUGGUUGAGUAUUGAUACCCUAACUGGCAGUGUUUAACAUCAGUUGUUUACAGUGUUGUGGUUGAGUAUUGAUACCCUAACUGGCAGUGUUUAACAUCAGUUGUUUACAGUGUUGUGGUUGAGUAUUGAUACCCUAACUGGCAGUGUUUAACAUCAGUUGUUUACAGUGUUGUGGUUGAGUAUUGAUACCCUAACUGGCAGUGUUUAACAUCAGUUGUUUACAGUGUUGUGGUUGAGUAUUGAUACCCUAACUGGCAGUGCUUAACAUCCGUUGUUUACAGUGUUGUGGUUGAGUAUUGAUACCCUAACUGGCAGUGUUUAACAUCAGUUGUUUACAGUGUUGUGGUUGAGUAUUGAUACCCUAACUGGCAGUGUUUAACAUCAGUUGUUUACAGUGUUGUGGUUGAGUAUUGAUACCCUAACUGGCAGUGUUUAACAUCAGUUGUUUACAGUGUUGUGGUUGAGUAUUGAUACCCUAACUGGCAGUGUUUAACAUCAGUUGUUUACAGUGUUGUGGUUGAGUAUUGAUACCCUAACUGGCAGUGUUUAACAUCAGUUGUUUACAGUGUUGUGGUUGAGUAUUGAUACCCUAACUGGCAGUGUUUAACAUCAGUUGUUUACAGUGUUGUGGUUGAGUAUUGAUACCCUAACUGGCAGUGUUUAACAUCAGUUGUUUACAGUGUUGUGGUUGAGUAUUGAUACCCUAACUGGCAGUGUUUAACAUCAGUUGUUUACAGUGUUGUGGUUGAGUAUUGAUACCCUAACUGGCAGUGUUUAACAUCAGUUGUUUACAGUGUUGUGGUUGAGUAUUGAUACCCUAACUGGCAGUGUUUAACAUCAGUUGUCGUUUUUGGUUUACAUAAUUUGCUAAAGAUUUGCUGGUUGACUAAUGACCACUGUGUAAGACAGACCCUAACAUGGAAAUUAUUUUGGGGUUUAUUUUCUCUAUUGUACUUUGUGUGUGCGUGCGUGGUGUGCGUGCGUGGUGUGCGUGUCAGCGAAAGGGAAUAUCUCAAUGCCUUGCUGUUUCCUUCUUUUCUGACUCACUUCUUUUAUGUUGAAGGCCUGGAGAGAUAGUAUCUGAUUGCUGGUGGGCUUGUCGUCCAUUUUGACUAACGUUCUACUGGAAGAGAUGAGAGAGAGUUCAUAGCAGUGUUUCGAACAUACUGCCCCUGUGUUCUAUUAAGUCAUGUGUCUGUACAACUACUGUGUUUUACAAUUCAUUGUUGUAUAGAUUUUUUUUGUAACACUGCUUGUAAAAAUGAAUUUGGGUAUCUAGAUAUGAAAUGACUAUCACACUGAUCGAACCUGUAAAUAAUAAGGGCAUGUGUGAGGGGGUAAUAAAAUGAAAUAAGUGUUA